CAUCUGAUGCACCAAUUUUGGGAAGAACAUUCGCAGAAUUCCUCCCUGGAGGAAAUGAUGCUGGACUCAGGAGCGCAGGAACUCACUCGGGAGGAUACACCUGAGAUACUCAGCCUGCUGCCUUUCCUGGAAGGACAGGAGGUGUUAGAAUUGGGAGCCGGGAUAGGUCCCAAUUUUAGCUUCGACCUCAUCUUCUCCAACUGGCUCUUCAUGUACCUGUCGGAUGUCGAGCUGAACGCUUUAGUCCAUCAGAUGCUUCUGUGGUUACGACCGCACGGGCAUAUUUUCUUCCGGGAAUCGUGUUUUUACCAGUCAGAAUUCUCAGCGGUGGUCCUGCUGCCUGUGGAAUUCUGGGAGUUGAAGUCGACACAUCUGGGCCCUGGGAAACCUGGAUACAGAUACAGGAAGCAAAACCAGAAUCAGAUUUGUUGGCUUCUCCAGAAAGUCCCCCGGGAGCUCAAAAACACGCUUGGAUACGACACCUUCCAGAAGUUUCUGGACAACGAGCAGUACGCCACUCGGAGCAUCCGGCGCUACGAAUGGGUCUUCGGACCCACCUUUGUCAGCACAGGGGGUUUGAGCAGCACCAAGGAUCUGGUCCGUCAACUGGAUUUGAAAUCAGGUCAACAUGUGCUGGACGUGGGCUGUGGCCUUGGGGUCGUGGCUGAAACCUGGCGGGCAGCUUCUGAUCUCGGAUUACUGCUGUGGGCCUCGUCCGUGGUCCAUCGCUUUCACCCAGUACGUCAAGCAGAGGAAGUAUAACCUGCUUACCCCGGAUGAAUAUGGCCAGUUAUUGGAAGAGGCCGGCUUUGUCCAAGUCCGAGCGUUGGACUCCACCAACCAGAUGUUGUCUUCGUUGACUCAAGAGCUCCGAGAUCUAGAGACGAGCAAGGAGAAAUUUGUUCAGGAGUUCUCCGAGGAAGAAUUUGAAUCCAUGGCAUCUAGUUGGCGAGCGAAAUUGCAACGCUGCGCAGCCGGAGACCAGCGCUGGGGAGUCUUCUUUGCUCGGAAGCCACAGUAGAU
Messenger RNA from Thamnophis sirtalis, 1023 nucleotides. NCBI's taxonomy places the organism in Eukaryota, Metazoa, Chordata, Lepidosauria, Squamata, Natricidae. The record is from RefSeq and is a predicted model, not a curated record.